Molecule: messenger RNA, 1657 nt
Organism: Manis pentadactyla (Chinese pangolin)
Lineage: Eukaryota; Metazoa; Chordata; Mammalia; Pholidota; Manidae
Gene: CABP1
Product: calcium binding protein 1
Exons: 6
Coding region: 95-1201 (368 amino acids)
Molecular function (GO): calcium ion binding
Source: RefSeq, a predicted model, not a curated record
UGGGCUCUCCGAGGACAGCCGGCGGGCCCCCCCAGAUCCGCACAACCAGCCGCCGGGAAGCUCGGGGCUCCGGGCGUAGAGGCUGCGCUGUCACAUGGGCGCCGGCGACGGGGCCGCAUUUAAGCGGCCGGGGGACGGCGCCCGCCUCCAGCGCGUCCUCGGGCUUGGCUCCCGCCGGGCGCCCCGCUCUCUGCCCGCCGGGGGCCCCGCGCAGCGCCGCACCGCGCCGCCUCCGCCCGGCCAUGCGAGCGCGGGCCCCGCCGCGAUGAGCUCGCACAUAGCCAAAAGCGAGUCCAAGACGUCGCUGCUGAAGGCGGCGGCGGCGAGCGGGGGCAGCCGGGUGCCCCGCCACGGCCCUGCCCGGGAGCCAGGGCUGCCCAGCCGCCGGUUGCCCGGCACCUGCCCGAGCACGCCGCCGCCGUCCGGGGACCCCAGUUCGCGGAGGCCCCUGUGCCGGCCGAUGACGCGAGAGGAGGGCGCGCGGGGGAGCGGGCGCGGGCUCCCCCAGGCGCACUGCAGGCCCCGGGAGGCGCUCCCGGCCGCGGCGUCCCGACCUUCGCCGCCGUCGCCGCUGCCUCCGGCCCGCGGGCGGGAUGGGGAGGAACGGGGGCUGUCCCCGGCGCUCGGCCUCCGGGGCUCGCAGCGAGCCCCGGGUCGCGGGGACUCCGCUCCAGCCGCCGCGUCCGAGGCAGACCCGUUCCUCCACCAGCUGCGCCCCAUGCUCAGCUCCGCCUUCGGCCAGGACAGAUCACUGCGGCCAGAGGAGAUCGAAGAGCUCCGAGAGGCCUUCAGAGAAUUUGACAAGGACAAGGACGGCUACAUCAACUGCCGGGACCUGGGCAACUGCAUGCGCACUAUGGGCUACAUGCCCACGGAGAUGGAGCUCAUUGAGCUGUCUCAGCAGAUCAACAUGAACCUGGGUGGCCAUGUGGAUUUUGAUGACUUUGUGGAGUUAAUGGGACCUAAACUCCUGGCAGAGACAGCAGAUAUGAUCGGAGUAAAGGAACUGCGCGAUGCUUUCCGAGAGUUUGACACCAAUGGUGAUGGGGAGAUAAGCACCAGUGAGUUACGAGAGGCCAUGAGGAAACUCCUGGGCCAUCAGGUGGGACACCGAGACAUAGAGGAAAUUAUCCGAGAUGUGGACCUCAAUGGGGAUGGACGAGUGGACUUUGAAGAGUUUGUCCGCAUGAUGUCCCGCUGAGGCCUCGAGGGCCCUCCAGGACUGCCAAGCUCCCAUGGGCGGGGGAAGAGGAGCUGGAGCUCGCCUCACCUCGCCAUAGUCGACGCCGCCGAGAGCCAAGGACGUAUUGGCGGAUGGGGCCUGCCUGCACCCCGGGGAGGUGCCCACCCCGGACCCCCACCCCUCCGCACUGUGAAAGACUCACAACUCCUGCAACUGGAAAGGGGGUGCCCACGAAAAGAAGGCCACAGUGCCAAGCUGGCAGAGGUCAUGCCAGGCACCAAGUGCCACGUGCCCAGCCGCUGCUGGCCGGGUGGACCAGGGAGCCCGCCAGCAGAUCCCACACAGCAUGUCCGCCCCAGGGCAAAGCCUCUCGCAUUCUCUCUAGCUCGUGCCUGUCCCAGCUCGCCUCAGCCCUGUUAUCUCAGAACCAAUAAAGAUAUUUCCACGAGAAGGGCAGCCGUGGGGGUCUUUGCU